Molecule: messenger RNA, 569 nt
Organism: Chenopodium quinoa (quinoa)
Lineage: Eukaryota; Viridiplantae; Streptophyta; Magnoliopsida; Caryophyllales; Amaranthaceae
Exons: 2
Coding region: 71-547 (158 amino acids)
Source: RefSeq, a predicted model, not a curated record
UAGACGACCAUGCCAAUUACAUGAGAUCAGACCACGAUGAAGGAAUAUUAGAUUGAGGUUUUAACAUCUAAUGGCGGACGAUCGAUUCCGUGUUCGAGUUGAGGAUGUUGAAUCUAACUCAGAUGAUUCAUCUAAUGAUGGGGACCAGCCGUAUGAUGUGAACAAGGAAACUGAUUUGGGUGAGCCAGAAGAUCAGGCGCAAGAUGUAUUGGAGAGAAUGAUAGAUGACUUUGAAAUUGCAGCUGAGCAAGCGCCUCCAAUCGAUAAUGACAUGAUGGAGCCGUUUCGUGAGGAUCAAAGUGGAGGGGGGGUGCAGGCACCAGUGAAGAAAAAGCAGAGGGGGCCGACGACAGCUUUCAAGAAACCUGUCGGUCCUAUGGUCUUGGAGUAUGACAGGGUAGGGCAACCCUCAGGUAAAUGGCGUCGUCAGUAUGCUGGUCAAGUUGGGAUUUGUGCGCGCAAAAUCCCCAUUACGCUUCGUAUGAGCGACGUACCUACAGGCUUGAUUGACACGUUUUGGAAUGAUACCAGGGUAAGUUUGAUUUGAUGUGAUUAUUUAUAAACAAUUU